This is a messenger RNA of Chelonus insularis, 1461 nucleotides long. RefSeq lists its product as uncharacterized. The transcript is spliced from 7 exons. Gene Ontology annotation, biological process: sensory perception of smell; detection of chemical stimulus involved in sensory perception of smell. Gene Ontology annotation, molecular function: odorant binding; olfactory receptor activity. Lineage: Eukaryota; Metazoa; Arthropoda; Insecta; Hymenoptera; Braconidae. The record is from RefSeq and is a predicted model, not a curated record. Gene Ontology annotation, cellular component: plasma membrane. Bases 1 to 1461 code for a protein of 486 amino acids.
AUGUGUAAUAAAAAAGAAGUUAGCAUUAUUUCAACAUCUCCAUCAGAACAGUUUGAUUCUAAAUUAGCUACUAAACAUACUGGAUGGCUUUUUCAAAGUUUAGGCUUAUGGACAAUAAUUACAGAAUAUUUUACAUUUAGAGAAAAAUUUCUAUCAAUGUUUGCUCAUGUAAUGUGCGAGUUUCUUAUGCUCAUUGUUAUCGUCCCAUCUUUUUAUUAUCUAUUCUGGACUGAUGAAGAGCUGAAAAUAAAACUAGCUGUUUUUGGUCCUAUUGGAGUGACUAUCACUUGUGCUUUGAAGUACUAUUCAGUUAUUUAUAACAGAAAAAAUAUAAGAUACUGUUUAAAACAAAUCAAAAGAGACUGGGAAAAAAUAGAAAAUAUUAAAGAUCGAGCUAUCAUGAUACAAAAUGUGAAUAAAGGAAACAAUGUUACAAUUAUUUUUGCUGUUUUUAUGUUUACUGGUGGAAUAUCUCAUCAAGCAGCAGCACCUUUUUUACCAGGAAGCCUUUUAUCAAUUUUAAAAAACUCGUCGGAACGUCCAUUAGUAUUUCCAGUGACAAUUAUCAGUUCUAUGUUCAAUACUCAACGAACUCCAAUUUAUGAAAUUAUUUAUUUUCUGCAUAUUUUAAUGGGCGCAGUUGUUUGUACAAUGAGUGUUGGUACAUGUAAUCUUGGUGCUAUUUUAGUAACUCAUGUUUGUGGUCAAAUUCAGAUAAUUAUUUCAAGAUUAGAAAAGUUCGUUGAUCGUAGAAGUCUUCAAAAUAGUAGUUUACAUAAAAAAAAAAUUGCUAAAAUUGUCGAUUUACAUAAUAAUGUAAUCAAAUUUUCUUCAAAAAUUCAAAAUAUAAUGGGCGAAAUAUGUCUCAUUGAAAUAGUAGGAGCUACUGUAAUUAUUUGUGUAGAUGAAUACUACUGUUUGAUGUUUUCUCGAGUUGGUGAGUCAAUUUACAUGAGCAACUGGGAAUAUUUGAAGCCAAGUAAUGCCCGUGAUUUUAUUUUUAUGAUCAUUAUGGCACAAAAUCCAAUUAAACUGACGGCAAAUGGACUUAUGGAGUUAUCAUGCAAUGGCUUUUCAAAAAAUAUGGAAAAAAUUUUUCAACAAAUAAGUUUAGUUGAAUUGAUUGCAGUAACUCUAGUUGUUUGUGCCUCUGAACAUUCUUAUCUAAAAUUUUGGGAACGUCGAGAGAUGGUGAAUCUUAUUACUUAUCUAGUGACAAUUAUCGGAUUAAGUUCAAACUUUUUAAUUUUCUGUUGGAUUAGUGAAAUUCUUAAAGAGCAGCUUUUCAGAGUUGGACUUUUGUCUUAUGAAAGCAGCUGGUAUGAGUUACCAUGUAAAACUAGUAGUACUUUUAUACUAAUCAUUGCUAUGGCUCAAAGACCUCAAGUGCUAACCGCUGGUGGAUUGAUAGAACUAUCUUUUGUUACUUUUGUGAAUUACAAAAUAAACUUAAUUAAAUAA